AUGCCUGUCGUCAAAGGAGGUGUCUGGACCAAUAUCGAAGAUGAGGUGCUUCGUGCCGCUGUCUCCAAAUAUGGUCUGAACCAGUGGGCUCGAGUGUCCUCUCUCCUCGCUCGGAAAACGCCGAAACAAUGCAAAGCGCGAUGGAUUGAAUGGCUAGAUCCCGGGAUUCGCAAGGUUGAGUGGUCGCGGGAGGAGGAUGAGAAGCUGUUGCACCUAGCCAAGCUUAUGCCCACACAAUGGCGCACCAUUGCCCCCAUCGUUGGACGCACUGCUACACAAUGUCUUGAACGCUAUCAGAAGCUCUUGGAUGAGGCGGAGGCUCGUGAGAAUGAUGAGCUCGGGUUGGGAGGACCAGAAGGGGGAGAGUCGGCCGCGCCCAGUGCCGACGAUGUUCGCCGCCUGCGCCCGGGAGAGUUAGAUCCUGAUCCCGAAUCCAAGCCUGCACGUCCUGAUACGAUCGAUCUCGACGAAGAUGAGAAGGAGAUGCUCAGUGAAGCUCGUGCGCGUCUCGCCAACACACAGGGUAAAAAGGCCAAGCGAAAGGCCCGAGAGCGCCAAUUGGAGGAAUCGCGUCGACUGGCUGUGCUGCAAAAGCGUCGAGAACUGAAGCACGCCGGUAUCAACGUCAAGGUCGUUACGCGGAAGCCUGGUCAGAUGGAUUAUAACGCAGAUAUUCCAUUCGAGAAGCCGGCCGCCCCUGGAUUUUAUGAUACCACCGAAGAACAGACCCUUAACGAACGCCAGCGAGAGAUGUUUGAUCCUCGCAAGCAACAACUGGCCAACAAGCGAAAGGGUGACCAGGACGAUGACGCGGAGCGAAAGAAGCGCAAGAAUGAUAAAGGCGGCAACUCAGAAGCAUUCGCUGCUGCUGCACGAGCAGGUCAGAUGCAGAAGAUCCGGGAAGCAGAGCAAAGCAGCAAACGCAGAGGCUUGAAUUUGCCCGCGCCGCAAGUCAGCGAAGGUGAGAUGGAGGACAUUAUUAAAAUGGGUAUGGCAGGAGAUAAGGCCAGCCGGAUGAUUGGUGAUGAAGAAGCCACCCGCGGACUUAUUGGAAACUACGGUGCUAUAGUUGGAGCAACACCCAUUCGCACACCACGUGCGGCACCCGAAGAGGAUCACAUCGCCAACGAGAUCAAGAAUAUCCGAGCUUUGACCGAAACACAAUCUUCCCUGCUCGGGGGCGAGAAUACUCCCCUCCACGAGGGAAGCACAUCGACAGGCUUCGAUGGCAUUGCUCCUCGGCGGCAAGAGAUCGUUACGCCCAACCCCAUGGCCACACCGUUCCGACAAACCAACGGCAUGGGUGCAACUCCCAUGCAAGGCCGUGUUGGGCACGGUGCUACUCCGCUGCGCACACCAAGAGACCACUUCGCCCUUAACCGUGAGGGCGAGGGUGGCCAGCUUAUUGGUAAUACACCUCGGGAUAUCAAGAUGCAUGAAAAUUUCAUGCGUCAGUCAAUCCGCAGUAAGCUCUCUGCGCUUCCCAAGCCGAAGGAGUCCGAAUGGGAACUUGAAGAGCUUCCUUCUGAGACUGCCGAGCCCGCUGCGGCCGUUGAGUUAAGCGCGGAAGACGCAGCGGAGCGUGAUCGCAGAGAAGAAGAAGCUCGUCAGAAGGCUGCCGAGGCUGAGUUCAAGCGCCAGUCACAGGCUUAUCAGCGCGGUCUUCCUCGGCCUGCUGUUCUUGAUCUCGAUGCCUUGAAUGCGCGUGCCGCCCAUGUUACUGACCCCAUUGAGGGUCUCAUCGCCAGAGAAGCAGCCAUCCUUAUCGCCCACGAUUCUCGACAACACCCGGUGCCCGGCGCAAAGGUCGAAGGAAAGGCUCCUGAGCUGGUCCACGUAGGUGAUGAAUUCAUGGACGCAGCCCGAGCUGCCAUUGCGGCCGAGAUUGCAUCAUCAGAAGCACAGCAGCAGCAAGAAGAAUGGCAGGAAAAAUUUGAUGAUGUCUGGUCAUCAGCCCAUGCUAAGGCUCUUCCCGGCAUGGACAUCUACGCCGAUGAAGAGGAUGCCUUCCAAGAAGAGCAGCGCAUGAUCGGAACAUUCGACAGCAUACAGGCAACUCUGCUCGCUACGGCCGAAAAAGGCAACAAGCUUGAAAAGAAGCUUGCAUUGCAUUACGGCGGAUACCAGAACCGCGCUAAAACACUGCGCUCCAAGAUUCUGGAAGCCAGUGCCACUCUUCCCAAAGCCCAAGACGAUCUGGAGUCUUUCCGCACUCUCCAGAUCUCGGAAGAAGCGGCAAUUUCCCGGCGACUGGAGAAGCUGCGAGAGGAUGUGUCAUUUAUCAUGCGGCGCGAGCGUGAAGCGCAAGAUUUGUAUAGGAGCCGGAAAGACGAGCUGGACGAGCUGGUUGCUGGCACUGCUAUCGUCAAUGGCUGGCACUGA
Messenger RNA from Penicillium maclennaniae, 2382 nucleotides. RefSeq names its product putative cell division control protein (Cdc5) (gene cef1). NCBI's taxonomy places the organism in Eukaryota, Fungi, Ascomycota, Eurotiomycetes, Eurotiales, Aspergillaceae. Gene Ontology annotation, cellular component: Prp19 complex; spliceosomal complex. The record is from RefSeq and is a predicted model, not a curated record. Gene Ontology annotation, biological process: mRNA splicing, via spliceosome. The coding region runs from base 1 to 2382 and encodes 793 amino acids. The transcript has 3 exons.